GUGAAGACAAUGCUUGAUUCCCGGGCAUCAGAAAGGCUAAACUAAUCAGAUGAUUAGGUUUGGCAUGAAAGGAUUCAACUCGGAGCAGAUAAUUACUUGGAAUGAAUUAUCUUGGGAAGAGCUAUGGGAUUGGACACUGACCAUAGGGUGGUUCAAGGGGCGGGUCAUUUGGAUUCCUUAUUAAGGACAGAGCCCAGGCCCUUCCUCACUCUUUCCAAGUCUCUGGCCAACACGUUGCUUGGACUUGCCCCUCUUCUGAAUCUGGUCAGAGCAGAGCAUGGACAUGGGAACAGGCACUGUCACCGAGAAGCCGUGGUGGACCCUGCCCGAAAACUUUGAUGCUCCAAUGGUGUUCCACAUGGAAGCGGACCAGGAGGAGCUUAUCUUCGGGCACAGUGACACAUACCUUCGCUGCAUCGAGAUGAACAGCCGCACCCUUAUUCAGCUGGAGAGCUGGUUCACAGCUACAGGCCAGACUCGUGUGACUGUAGUGGGACCACACAGGGCCAGGCAGUGGCUGCUGCACAUGUUCUGUUGCGUGGGGAGCCGGGACCCCUAUCGCCAUGCUCGAGGUAGGUAUCCUCGGCUGAACUGCGGCGGUGGAGGGGCUUGAUGGUGGAGUUCUGGCUGAGUUGUGUGGCAUACUGGAUUCUUGAAGAAUCCCUUGUGUGGCUGGGGAAUCCAGGUGCUUCCCAGAGUCCACUGGGAAAGGAAGGGCUCACUUUUGUGGCCAGGUAGCCGGGAGGUGUAAAUGGG
Messenger RNA from Sapajus apella (tufted capuchin), 756 nucleotides. RefSeq names its product KH homology domain-containing protein 1-like. The record is from RefSeq and is a predicted model, not a curated record. Gene Ontology annotation, cellular component: cytoplasm. Gene Ontology annotation, molecular function: RNA binding. Lineage: Eukaryota; Metazoa; Chordata; Mammalia; Primates; Cebidae. The transcript has 2 exons. The coding region runs from base 278 to 613 and encodes 111 amino acids.